Yamadazyma tenuis ATCC 10573 is the source of this 1309-nucleotide messenger RNA. The record is from RefSeq and is a predicted model, not a curated record. NCBI's taxonomy places the organism in Eukaryota, Fungi, Ascomycota, Pichiomycetes, Serinales, Debaryomycetaceae.
AUCAAUGCCAAAACUCUUAGUGAAUACAGUUGCAAUAGGAACUGUGGGCAUUACUUCCUACUUCUGGGGACUUGGAAGUAAGUCCAAGACUCAAGAAAAAUCUGAGACUAAAAACUUACCUGUUCCUUAUACGCCGAAAAGUAACUUACCAUCUCUGGUGAAUCCACAAGAUUUCUACAAAUAUGGAUUUCCCGGUCCGAUCCAUGAUUUGCAAACAAGACAAGAAUUUGUCAGUUGUUACGACAGAGCUAAACGAAACCCAUACUGGAUCGUCGAACAUAUAACCAGAGACUCGAUCAAGUCUACCCAAGGGGUUGAUAGAAAGAAAUCAGUGUUCCGAGAAGACGAGCAGAUACCUGUGAAGUUUAGAAACAGAUUGAGAGAUUUCUUCAGAAGCGGCUACGACAGAGGCCACAAUGCUCCGGCAGCAGAUGCAAAGUUCAGUCAGGAAGCCUUGAACGAAACCUUCUACUUGACAAACAUUUCACCGCAGGUGGGAGAAGGAUUUAACAGAGACUACUGGGCUCAUUUUGAAGACUUCUGUAGGAGACUUACUGGGAAGUACGACCAUAUUAGAAUCAUGACCGGUCCUUUGUACUUACCUAAACAAUGUGCUGAUGGUAAAUAUAGAGUUGAAUAUGAGGUAAUUGGUUCUCCUCCCACAGUUGCAGUUCCAACUCACUUUUUCAAAUUAGUAGUUGGAGAGAACAACAACAGCGACCAAAUCAGUGUGGCUUCUUUUGUGUUACCAAACGACGUGAUAAGUAAUGAUGACCCGUUAACCAAAUACCAGGUCCCAGUAGAAGCCUUGGAAAAUGCUAGCGGUUUGGAGUUGCUCUAUAAAGUGCCUCCGAAUAAGAAGAAAGACUUGUGUAAAGAAGUCAGAUGUGAAAUUAUUGUUAGGGAGUUCCCAAAGAAUGUCAACAAUGCCAUGGCUAUCUCUGCAAAGUUCGACAAGGCCUAAGUCAACUAUUCUGGCAUAAAUAUUAUUCGUGUCUAAAUUAAGUAAUAUAAGUUAUCAUUAAUCGUUAGAUUUUGCUCUUGAUCUUCUCAAGCCUGGAAGUUCCCACUCUUUCUGUAUCAUUCUCCUCGUUGAACAACUCACACAAAUGAUCAAUCACUCCCCAUCCGUACCCGUUUGAAAACCUUCUUCUUACUAUGAUAUUAUUAUGAGCAUCAGGAGGAAGUCUAACCAAAAUCUUUCUCCAGUUGAGCUCUUGGUGAUACUUUCGGGCUAUUCGUACUUGUCUCUUCUCUCUGUUGAAUAAUGCUCGUUCGUGCUUCUCUGGAGGUAAGUCGGUAAAUUUGU